Molecule: messenger RNA, 498 nt
Organism: Striga asiatica
Lineage: Eukaryota; Viridiplantae; Streptophyta; Magnoliopsida; Lamiales; Orobanchaceae
Source: the annotation of a GenBank genome assembly
AUGGCAGCAUGCAGCCACAACAUAUACAAUCAUCUUCAGGAGCUUUACCUUGAUAACGCGAAUAAGGAAGAAUGCCACCGCACCAGAAAAUCCCAUGUGUAUCAUGGUAAGUGUUAUAGGAAAUGGAAAGUUGAAGUACUUCGGAGAAAGAACCCACUGCAAUCAAUAAGUCAGUUUCAGCACUCCAAAUGUCCUCUCAAACAAGUGGCCUCUACAGCAGGUCUCAGGAGCUUCCCACUUGAUAAAUUUGGAUUAUCCAGUAUUGAAAGUCAAGGAUCAGACAGAUGUUCCAAUAAUCAGUUCCAGACGUUCAAAAGUAUCACCAAAUUGCAUCUGCUUCUAACCAGAAACAGAUGCGCCAAGCCUGAAAAGGCUGAGCUGAUGAGCAAGGACCUUGAAUUCAACAAAAAAAUGGAGCCCAAAAGUAUGGAGAAAUUAUAUGCACGAAACUCGACUUUUAAUACACAUCCUCUUCACGAGCGCGCAGAAAAUACAUGA